GCUCUUUUUCAAUCAUUUACUCCAAGCCCGAACCUUCUAGAAACACCAAUCCAUCCAACCCCCGCCCCAUCUCUCUCUCUCUCUAGCUCUGGUCUCCAUUUCUGGCGAGCGAUAUCCGACUUCAACGCUGUCUACUUCGUUCGACAUGCUGCUCUGCUGACUCGUUGAGAAAAUUUACUACGCAACGUUUCAAAAGACUUUAGCUUUUCAGAUUAAAGGAGCGAUUAUGGCGCCGAUGCCGGUUGAACAGACAGGUGAAUCGGCAUCCGGAGAAUCACAGAGAACUCUACCGACUCCAUUUCUUACUAAAACUUAUCAGCUCGUUGACGAUCCUUCGGUCGACGAUCUCAUCUCUUGGAACGAAGAUGGAACUACCUUCAUCGUCUGGCGCCCCGCUGAAUUCGCUAGAGAUUUGCUUCCCAAAUACUUCAAACACAACAACUUCUCCAGCUUCGUUCGACAGCUCAACACUUACGGAUUCAGAAAAGUUGUGCCCGAUCGAUGGGAAUUUGCGAACGAAUGCUUUAAGAGAGGCGAGAAAGUGCUUCUCCGAGACAUACAACGCCGGAAAAUAUCUCCGGCGGCCGCGGCCGCGGCGACGAGUGUUGCCCAGACGGUGACGGUGGCUGUGCCGCCGGCGACUCUGGCGGCGUCUCCGGUGAAUUCCGGCGACGAGCAAGUCCUCUCGUCGAAUUCAUCCCCAACCGCAACAGCAACAGCAGCACCGGUUGUACAUCGAGGUACAAUCACAAACUGCACGACCGCGCCGGAGAUUCUAGAAGAGAACGAACGGUUGAGAAAAGAGAACGCGCAACUAAAUCAAGAGGUCAACGGUUUUCGAGGUUUGUACAACAAUAUACUAUCUCUAAUGACGAACUACGGAGUUCAAGGUGGGAGAGCUCUGGAUCUGAUGCCGGAGAGAGAGAUUCCGGGGGAAUCCAACGGCGGCGCCAAGUUGGAAGAGCGAUUGUUGUUCAGCCCGCGGUUGUUCGGCGUGUCGAUCGGAGCGAAACGACUGAGACGGAGCGACGACGAAGAGGGGCAAAACAACGGCGAGGAUCAGGUGCGACAAAAACAAACAAGACCAGAUGUGAAAUCAGAGCCGUUCGAUAGAAGAAACGAGAAUCAUCAUCAGGAAGAUGAAGAAGCUCCGUGGCUGGAUAAGAUAUGAUGGAUGAUGAUGAUGAUUGAUGGACACGUGGAAUGAGAUGAUAUGGUUGGAAGAACAGUUACCAGUGAGAGCUGAACAUACGACAAUGGUGGGGGGCCACACAGAGUAACGCAAAAGACACGAGUUACGAGGAAGGUCGAGACGUGAAAAGAGGACAUGUGUCCUCCUUCUGGGCUCUUCUGGUAUUUUUUGCUUGGGCUCGAAUCUUCCAGAUCCGAAACCGGUGGAACCGUAGAGGAACCGGACCCAACCGGACAACCAACGCGAAAAAGGAUGGUUAUUUAUUGCGAUGACAUUCGAACGGUCAAGGGCUGUAUGAUGGACUUGAGAUUGAUUCUAGAAGGGUUGGCAAUUAGAUCACUUUGGACUCUCGUUCAAUGAUCACUUUUUAUUUUUGUGUACAAAUUGUAGAAGAAGGAUUAUAUUAUGUAAGAAUCAAGGAAAAGAAAAUCUUUUCGAGUAUUGUGAAACAUUUUACCCAAAGUUUAGUCGCCCAAAUUCAUUGAA
This is a messenger RNA of Camellia sinensis, 1678 nucleotides long. RefSeq names its product winged-helix DNA-binding transcription factor family protein (gene AT-HSFB2B). Lineage: Eukaryota; Viridiplantae; Streptophyta; Magnoliopsida; Ericales; Theaceae. The record is from RefSeq and is a predicted model, not a curated record. Gene Ontology annotation, molecular function: DNA-binding transcription factor activity; RNA polymerase II cis-regulatory region sequence-specific DNA binding. Gene Ontology annotation, biological process: regulation of transcription by RNA polymerase II. Gene Ontology annotation, cellular component: nucleus.